Necator americanus (New World hookworm) is the source of this 339-nucleotide messenger RNA. RefSeq lists its product as uncharacterized. NCBI's taxonomy places the organism in Eukaryota, Metazoa, Nematoda, Chromadorea, Rhabditida, Ancylostomatidae. The record is from RefSeq and is a predicted model, not a curated record. The transcript has a single exon. The coding region runs from base 1 to 339 and encodes 112 amino acids.
AUGGUUAGAAUAAAUAUAGAAGCCAAGUCUAAUGCUGGAUCCAUGGAUCUCCCUUAUUUGAGGGAACACGGCCGGUUAGACGCGAGGUUCGCGUCUGCAGGUGGUGGGGAGGGGGCAAAUCGCGAACCAAAAGAGACCUUGUACCUGCUCUGGGACGCAGAAGAAUUCAGCGAAGGACUUGUUUCUGCUGUGCCAGGAUGGGCUCAUAAUGCUUUUUUAUCCCACACGUCGGUCCAGCCAAAAGCCAGCAAUCAAGUGACUGGGAAGUACAACAGAGGCGGUUUGGAGUCGCCUCCGUUGCACCUCAAAUCGAACAAGUCAGUAUUAGUCAACGAAUAA